Molecule: messenger RNA, 1316 nt
Organism: Pistacia vera
Lineage: Eukaryota; Viridiplantae; Streptophyta; Magnoliopsida; Sapindales; Anacardiaceae
Product: tubulin-folding cofactor B
Exons: 8
Coding region: 120-851 (243 amino acids)
Biological process (GO): tubulin complex assembly; post-chaperonin tubulin folding pathway; cytoplasmic microtubule organization
Cellular component (GO): microtubule plus-end; cytoplasm; nucleus
Molecular function (GO): alpha-tubulin binding; microtubule plus-end binding
Source: RefSeq, a predicted model, not a curated record
ACUUAACCUUUGUUAAAUUGAAGAAGGGUUCAGCUAAAAAAGUUGUCUUAGAUCGUGAAAAGACAAUACUUUGAUUGGACCCUUUCUCAUUUGAUUGGGUAAAGUGAAAACACAAAGAAAUGGCGUCUCGGUUGCAGCAGAUCGAAGGCGAUGAGUCGGUUGUUUUACGCGUCACUCACUCUAACAUCAAAACCUUCGCAGCUGAUGUUCGCUUUUCCCUUCAGAUGAGUGUGGAAUCUGUAAAAGAUAAGCUGUGGAAAAAAUGUGGUACUUCUGUUGAUUCAAUGCGCCUCGAGCUUUAUGAUGACACAAACUCUAAAGUUUCAGAUUUAACCGAUAAUUCCAGACCUCUUGGGUUUUAUUCUCCUCUUAAUGGGUAUCGGUUACAUGUUAUAGAUCUUGACCCGUCAUCUGUAACCUCUGGUGGCUGGCUUGAAGACACAUCAUUGGUGGAGAAAUACACUAUAUCUGAAGAAGAAUAUCGCAAACGUGAUGGUACAUUUAGAAAAUUUAAGGAGAAAAUGCAAUCUCAAAAUUCAUCAGCUUUUGAAAAUAAGAUAUCAGACAACUACAUGGAAGAUCUCUGUGCAAAUAUUAAGGUAGGAGACAGAUGUGAAGUUGAUCCAGGGGCAAAAAGAGGUGUUGUCAAAUUUGCGGGUAGAGCAGAAUCGCUUGCACCUGGUUUCUGGGUUGGAAUUCAAUAUGAUGAACCAUUGGGAAAACAUGAUGGCAUUGUGAAAGGGAUUCGCUACUUUCAGUGCCCUCCACUCCAUGGUGCAAUGGUUAGGCCAGACAAAGUAAAGGUUGGUGAAUAUCCUGAAAGAGACCCGUUUGAGGAAGACGAAAUAUAAGCAGGGCAUUGAUAAGCUUAAGAAGAUAAUGCCCCGUUUCUCCAUUUAUCAGAUCCAUUAUUGGAACAUCUUAUGGAUACUCAAUACUGGAAAGAGUUAUUCAAAAUUCGCUUAACAGGGUAAGAAACAAUGAAUGAGGGCAUCACCUCCAUUUCUCUUCUUCUCUAAAACUAUUAAGGAGCUGAGGCUUGCACGUCGCCUGCAUCAUUGCCGACCCCUUGAACAUCUUUCAUCGUGUGUAUGUGUGUUAUCAACAGUAAUCUACUGCAGUCUAAAUUGCAUUUGAAAUGUCAAAAUUAACUUCUUGUCUUCGUUUAUAGCAUUACUUAUGGAGGAAGGCUUCAAAUCUAUCUCAGCCACUGGAUGACUCCAAUGAUCAAAGUAAAAAAUGACCAUCAUUAGUGUCAUUCAAUGUUUAAGCUCAUUUCAGUACUAGUUUAUGAGUAAUCUGAAAUUAUUUUUAUA